Molecule: messenger RNA, 3797 nt
Organism: Candoia aspera
Lineage: Eukaryota; Metazoa; Chordata; Lepidosauria; Squamata; Candoiidae
Gene: UBTF
Product: upstream binding transcription factor
Exons: 22
Coding region: 478-2760 (760 amino acids)
Source: RefSeq, a predicted model, not a curated record
GUUUGAAAGGGGGAUGAAGAAAGGGGAGGUCGCAGGAGGAAUUAAAAUCGAAUGCGUGUGAUUUGUGAUCGUUUUACAAACGCCAAACGAAGAGGAUUUGUGGCAAAUGGAGCAGAUGGGAAAAGUGGGGACUUGUGAAGAAGGGCUGUGAGGUUGCCUAAGGAUCCGGGAGCCGAAGAGACCGGCUGAUUGGAAGAAAAAAGCAGAGAGAUGGAGGCGGGGGAAGUGCGAGCUCUCUGCGGGGACUGGAGCGAGUCCACGCCCGGGGCCAGCGCUGCAGAGCUGGCGUGCAUUCAACCAACGCUUCCCAGCUAAAGCAAGCCCAGGAAAGAAGAGGGGGGAAAAAGGGGGAGCUUUUCUCCAAAGUCCUUCCGAUCUGCAGGGUGAAAAUUGAUUGACGCCACCGUGAAGGGGGAAGACAGGGAGCUGGAAGGGGGAGACCCAGGAGGUGUCACCCUUGGGUCUGAGAGGUGGAGGAUGAACGGAGAAGCAGAUAGUCCAACUGAUUUAGAAAUGACAGCCCCCAAAAAUCAAGACCGUUGGACCCAGGAAGACAUGCUGACCCUCUUGGAGUGCAUGAAAAAUAAUCUGCCCUCCAAUGACGGCAGCAAGUUCAAAACCACUGAAUCCCAUCUGGACUGGGAUAAAGUUGCCUUCAAAGACUUCUCUGGUGAGAUGUGCAAGAUGAAGUGGAUUGAGAUCUCCAAUGAGGUGAGAAAGUUCCGGACCCUGACAGAAUUGAUCAUGGAUGCUGAAGAACAUGUGAAAAACCCAUACAAAGGCAAAAAACUGAAGAAGCAUCCUGACUUCCCCAAAAAACCUUUGACCCCGUAUUUCCGUUUCUUCAUGGAAAAGCGAGCAAAAUAUGCUAAGCUGCAUCCAGAGAUGAGCAACCUGGAUCUAACCAAGAUUCUCUCAAAAAAAUAUAAGGAGCUCCCCGAAAAGAAAAAGAUGAAGUACAUUCAGGAUUUCCAACGAGAGAAACAAGACUUUGAACGGAAUCUGGCAAGAUUUAGGGAAGACCACCCUGACCUCAUUCAGAAUGCCAAGAAAUCUGAUAUCCCAGAAAAACCCAAGACCCCCCAACAGCUCUGGUAUACUCACGAGAAGAAGAUCUACCUGAAAGUCCGGCCCGAUGCCACCACGAAGGAGGUGAAGGAAGCGUUGGGCAAGCAAUGGUCUCAGCUCUCGGACAAAAAAAGGCUGAAAUGGAUUCAUAAGGCUCUGGAGCAGCGGAAGGAGUAUGAGGAAAUGAUGCGGGAUUACAUACAGAAGCAUCCAGAGAUGAACAUUGAGGAAGGGGCACCACCACGGUCCACCCUAACUAAAGCAGAGAGACAAUUGAAGGACAAGUUCGAUGGGCGACCCACCAAGCCCCCUCCGAAUAGUUACUCGCUUUACUGUGCUGAGCUGAUGGCAAACAUGAAAGAUGUCCCAAGCACAGAACGAAUGGUACUCUGCAGUCAGCAGUGGAAACUUCUUUCCCAAAAGGAAAAGGAUGCCUACCACAAAAAAUGUGAUCAGAAAAAGAAAGAUUAUGAAAUUGAGCUUUUGCGUUUCCUGGAGAGCCUGCCUGAAGAAGAACAACAGAGGGUUUUGGGAGAGGAAAAAAUGCUGGGAAUAAACAAGAAAGGUGCCACCAGCCCUGCCUCUAAGAAGUCAUCACCAGAUGCCAGCAAGGGAGGUUCUGAGAAACCCAAACGGCCCGUUUCUGCUAUGUUUAUCUUCUCGGAGGAGAAACGCAAGCAGCUGCAGGAGGAGCGACCCGAACUGUCGGAGAGUGAACUGGCCCGGUUGCUGGCGCGGAUGUGGAAUGACCUUUCAGAGAAAAAAAAGGCCAAGUAUAAGGCUCGUGAGGCUGCCCUGAAAGCUCAGACAGAGAAAAAACAUGGUUCCGACAAGGAAGAUCGUGGCAAACUUCCUGAGUCACCCAAGACUGCCGAGGAGAUCUGGCAGCAAAGUGUUAUUGGCGAUUAUCUUGCCCGCUUUAAGAAUGACAGGGGGAAAGCGCUAAAAGCCAUGGAAGCUACCUGGAAUAAUAUGGAGAAAAAAGAGAAGCUUAUGUGGAUCAAGAAAGCAGCAGAAGAUCAAAAACGAUACGAGCGAGAACUGAGUGAGAUGAGGGCACCGCCAUGUUCAACAAAUGCCUCCAAGAAGAUGAAAUUCCAGGGUGAGCCGAAGAAACCCCCCAUGAAUGGAUAUCAGAAAUUUUCUCAGGAGCUGCUUUCAAAUGGUGAGCUCAACCACCUUCCUCUGAAGGAGCGGAUGGUGGAGAUUGGAAGCCGCUGGCAACGGAUCUCUCAGAACCAAAAGGAUCAGUACAAAAAGUUGGCUGAAGAACAGCAGAAACAGUACAAAGUGCACCUGGAUAUGUGGCUCAAGAGCUUGUCACCGCAAGAGAGAGCUGCCUACAAAGAGCAUACCUCCAGUAAACGCAAGAACAUGGGGAAGAUGCGAGGCCCAAACCCAAAAAUGAAACCUUCAAUGCAGUCCAAAUCGGAGUCUGAGGAAGAGGACGAAGACGAUGAAGAAGAUGAAGAGGAGGAUGAGGAGGAUGAGGAUGAGGAUGACAACGGUGAUUCCUCUGAGGACGGAGGAGAUUCUUCAGAUUCAAGUAGUGAAGAGGAGAGUGAAGAUGGGGAGGAGAAUGAAGAAGAGGAUGACGAAGAGGAUGAUGACGAUGAUGAGGACAAUGAAUCGGAAGGCAGCAGCAGUUCCUCAUCCUCCUCAGGAGACUCUUCCGAUUCGGACUCCAAUUGAAUUGUCUUUCUUCUUGCCACCUUUCUUGCUGUACUUUAUUCGGUUUUGUUUUUCCGGAUAAUAGUAACAUUGCAGCUGGAGAGCUGGGAUGAGGAGGAAAUGGAGGGGGGGAAAAUCACUGUGGUUUAAUUAACUUCCUUUCUUCACAGACCUCGAUGUGUGGCUGUGGGGGAGAGGAGCAGGGGGCAAGGUACACAGUAGCUGACAACCAGCGGAGGGGUGUACUUUUUCCUUUUCCUUUUCUUUUUUGGUGGGUGAUGGUAAUGUGGGGAGAGAAUUUUAUUCUGUACUCCUUUCUCUCCCCCCCCCCACUUAAAUCUCUGUUUAUAAGAGAUGACAAGGGUCAUUGCAAAAUCCAGGCCCCUUUAAUUCCCCCCCCCUCCAUCUCCAUCCCUCUCCCAAUCCCCAGUUCUAGCCACCAGCUUGGGACUUCGUACAAAUUCUUUUUUAAACAACAACAACAACAACAUGACAAUGUGAGACGUUUUCCCCUCUUUCUCCAUCAACCCCAGCAAACAGCCAUGGAGAGAUGGGUUCUGAAACAGCACGAGCUGUGGGAAGUUGUGGACUUUGCCAGUGAGCCCGAUCUCUCCUCAAAAUGGACAAUCUUGUAUAGUCUUGAUCUUUCACACUUUGACAAAAGAGAGAGAGAACAAAAUGGCUGCGGCUGCACUUAGUUAUUUCCUGUGACGAACUGGAUAUCCAGCGUUUCCUGCUGAGGGAAAUGGGGGUUGGGGGGUCAUAUUUUGUGUGAGUGUGUUGCAAGGGUCAAGGGAUAGAAGAGGGACUGAAGAACAGGAUUUUUUUUAUUAUUUUUUAUGUUUUUGCAAAGGGGGAAUGUCUGGCAUACUGUUGAAGAAGGAGAGAAUUUCAAGAACUCCAAGUGACGGACUUUAUUUUGCUGGAAGUGGACUUUUCUGUGAUUUUUCUGACCAGCAUUUGGACAAAGACCGUAGUAGCCAGACCCCUUUGGGUUGAUGUUGUUGUUAAUAUAUAUAUUUUUUUUUACAAUGAAGUGACCAAUAAUUGUACCAAAA